GAAAGUGAGUUCGGCCAUGACUAGCAUGGAAAGGGUGAGGAGUGCCUUUAAGAAAAAGCACUAUAUGUUCGUGUUUCUCUGCAGCAAAGCCUCUCUUUUUUUUUUGUUUGUUUGUGUUUUCCCUCUCCAUGCACUAAAUUGUCCCUGAAAGCAGAAGAGAGAUUUUGUUUAUCAUUUUCCACCCUGAUAGAAAGACAAUCUGCUGUCACUGCCUGGGAGAUUAGUGUCCCAAGAUGGGAUUAUUUUGUAGCCAAAUAGGAAUUGAAUGGGGUGGAUAUGGAGUAUCAAAAAGAGCAGUGACCCUUUUCCUGGGAAGCAUUAGAGCCAGAGAUCAAUCUGUGGUCAUGACAUACUCAGGCCUUGAUGAGUUGUGUGUGGAGACCUCAGCUACAGUUCAAGUGGAAGAAAUCUGUAGGGCCAGGUCAGUGGUGUAAGAGGUGGGUGAGUGAUCCCCUCAUCACCGUUGACACAGGGCCCCUGCUCUGUGGAAAGGGAAGUCUCUCCUCAAUCUGAAUCCUGACACUUCCUUAACAUGCAAGCUUGGGAAACCUGCAUUGGCAACUCUUUUUGCUUCCCAUCCUCCCCAGGGUCACAGGAAAAAGACCAUUUGAUGUAUGCAUUUCAAAUUCCUUCUCACUGGCAAGGGGUCCAUCACAUCCUAGUAUUCACAUGUCCAUCCUGAUGAUUUAUGGGGGGGUGCUGAGUGGUUCCUUCCUGGUGAGGACAUGUUGGAGAGUGAGGGGCCAGUGUCCACAUCUCUGGAUUGCUUUGCCCAAAGGUGGCUUGGGUGAUUAGACUGAUGGCCUCCUGACGUCAGAUGAGAUCCGUUAAAAGGUAUUUAUCUCGGGCUUGGGCCAAAGCCGCGGGAGAGAUUAAAAGAGAUUGAGGCCAAGAUAAUCCCCUUGCAGCAUCCCACUAAAGUGGCUGCCAAAAGGCAUGCCACCAAAUCUUUUGCCACCCUGGACCCCUGUGCCCAGUUCUAGUUUCCCCAUCCAGAGCCCCAUUUGCUGCCCAGAGAGGGUGUGACGGCCCUGGCAUUGGUUUUCCCUUAUCAGGGCCUCUGUGGGUGGCAUCAUUCCUCUUUCCGCCCUGCCCAGGACAUGCGUAGCAUGCUGUCCCCAGGAAAAUGGGAAUUCCUGUGGACUGUGAGGUACAGCAAGCCCUGCCCCAGUGGCUGAUAAUCCAAGCCUGUUCUGGCUAAUCUUCACUUUAUUAGUUUGUUGCUGAUAUAAACAGAGUCAAAUCUGCCUGUGAUGGUUUCUUUCCCUUCAGGAACAGUGUGCUACUCUCUCUUUUCACCCCUCCCCAUCCACCUGCUUUGCAUUACGUCCCAAUCCGAUUUCCCCAAGUCUCUGGUGUCUGAUUUAAUUUGCCUGACGCUGCUCCUGGAAUCAGCCCUCCCCCAACCCCUCCCGUCCACAGCCUUCCAGCUCCCCAUGGGGAGAUCAGUCCUGGGAGAGGCUGAGGAGCAGAGAGGGAGCAAGGGACUCACCGAGUGGACAAACAGGACUGACUGGAGAAGGCAAAGGGACAAGGGGCUUCUGGCCAGCGAGGAGCUGUUCUCACCAGGGAGGCAGCUGUGAGGGUGCCAUCCAGAAGGGACUACAACCCACCUCAUUCUACAGAUCCCGAAUCAAGGCUGCCCCACGUGAAGGAGCCACCCCUAGGUCAGAAAGAUGGGGGAAAUGGAACAGAUGAAGCAGGAGGCUGAGCAGCUGAAGAAGCAGAUUGCGGAUGCCCGGAAAGCCUGUGCAGACACAACACUGGCUCAGAUUGUUUCUGGAGUGGAGGUUGUUGGCCGCAUCCAGAUGCGGACCCGAAGGACCCUGCGGGGGCACCUGGCCAAGAUCUACGCCUUGCACUGGUCCACAGACUCCAAACUUAUGGUCAGUGCCUCACAAGAUGGGAAACUGAUUGUGUGGGACACAUACACAACUAACAAGGUUCAUGCCAUCCCUUUGCGUUCUUCCUGGGUCAUGACCUGUGCCUAUGCUCCCUCAGGGAAUUUUGUGGCCUGUGGGGGUCUUGACAACGUGUGCUCCAUCUACAGUCUCAAGUCUCGUGAAGGCAACGUCAAAGUGAGCAGGGAGCUCUCAGCCCAUACAGGAUACCUCUCCUGCUGCCGAUUUCUUGAUGACAACAGUAUUGUGACUAGCUCUGGAGAUACCACGUGUGCGCUCUGGGACAUUGAAACAGGGCAGCAGAAGACUGUGUUCUUGGGACACACCGGAGAUUGUAUGAGCUUGGCUGUCUCCCCAGACUUCAAACUCUUUAUCUCUGGGGCUUGUGAUGCUACUGCCAAACUCUGGGAUGUGCGGGAGGGCUCCUGCCGUCAGACCUUUGGAGGACAUGAGUCUGAUAUCAACGCCAUCUCUUUCUUCCCUAAUGGUGAAGCCAUCUGCACCGGCUCAGAUGAUGCCACCUGCCGUCUCUUUGACCUCCGGGCGGACCAGGAGCUCAUAGUGUACUCUCACGAGAGCAUCAUCUGUGGAAUCACAUCAGUCGCCCUUUCCCGCAGUGGGCGUCUCUUGCUUGCUGGGUACGAUGACUUCAACUGCAACAUCUGGGACUCCCUGAAAGCAGAGCGUGUGGGAAUACUUUCUGGCCACGAUAACAGAGUGAGCUGCCUGGGCGUGACAGCAGACGGCAUGGCUGUUGCCACUGGCUCCUGGGACAGCUUCCUCAAGAUUUGGAACUGAGGAUGGCAGCAGAAAGGGGAAGAGCAGUGGAAGCAAGGCCCACAGCCCAAGCCCAUGCAAGCAGCAUCGUCAGAUGAGCACAACAGAAACGCCUACUUACCACUCCCGCUUGUCUCUAGACACAGGUCACUUGUAGGAGUCUCCCAGAGCGAAAGGGAAAGCAAAGGUCAGGGAGGAGAAGCAGGGGAAGCUGGGGAACAGGAGCACACAUGCUGGCCCUUCUCUCCACCUCUAAAUAGCCCCGGCAGUUUCCAGCCUUGUGCAGGCUUGAAGAGUUGCAAAACACUGUUCUUUAUGUCUCAGGACUUUUCAGUACAAUUCAGACAACCUGCAUCUUCCUUCAAACACCUCUACCCACGCUGACACACAUCCUCCUCCUUCAGAGGAUCCCUCAUCCAACACCUGCCCCCAACUAAGAUCUCUCCCUGAUUUAACUCUACCUACCUUCUCUGUGCAGCUGUCCUAUAUCCCUGCAGACAGCCACGGAGGUGUACUGGGUUUGAGAUUUCUAUCACAUCACCUCAAACAAAAAGCUAAUGUAAAUUUGGCUCAUUUCCAUUGGGGAAGACUUAGCUCAAGUCUUAUCUGUGCAUAAACAUGAGAAAGGUAGUCUUCAGACCUUCCAAAAUACCAGAGAAUAUAUUUAUUCUUUUCUUAGAUCAAAUCUUAUCUAUGCAUAAAUGGCAGAAGGGUAGCCCUCAGACCUGCCAGAAUAUCAGGGAAUAUUGUAUUUGUUAUUUAUUCUCUGCUUCUUGCUGUACCUUCCCCUUUUGCCUCACUCCUGCAUUGUGUGGUGACACUGUCUAACCAGUAGCCAUUGGUCCCUGUUUUCAAGUUUGCUUAGAUCUUCAUAGCCCAGGCAAAUAAAGAAAACUCACAU
Molecule: messenger RNA, 3579 nt
Organism: Pseudopipra pipra
Lineage: Eukaryota; Metazoa; Chordata; Aves; Passeriformes; Pipridae
Gene: GNB3
Product: G protein subunit beta 3
Exons: 10
Coding region: 1677-2699 (340 amino acids)
Biological process (GO): G protein-coupled receptor signaling pathway
Cellular component (GO): heterotrimeric G-protein complex; cytoplasm
Molecular function (GO): protein binding; signaling receptor complex adaptor activity
Source: RefSeq, a predicted model, not a curated record